Messenger RNA from Gossypium raimondii (Peruvian cotton), 4942 nucleotides. RefSeq lists its product as uncharacterized. The record is from RefSeq and is a predicted model, not a curated record. The transcript has 22 exons. NCBI's taxonomy places the organism in Eukaryota, Viridiplantae, Streptophyta, Magnoliopsida, Malvales, Malvaceae. The coding region runs from base 264 to 4622 and encodes 1452 amino acids.
AAAAGAGCAACUCAUAUUGUUAAUUAUUAUAAUUAUAUAUAUUUUUUUCAGAGAGUUACACGGAAACCCAAUUACUAGGGUUUUUAAAUUCCUUUGUCUUCUUUCAUAAGUGUCGCAAAAAUAUUAUAUUCGCAUCAUUGUGAAAUUUGCUUGUUUUUAAUGGUGUUUUCAAUGGUUGUGGUGCCCGAAUGUUUUCGAAUCGACGAAUUUACCUCCGAAACAAGAUCUUAACCCUCCAUUGUGAUGACUUUCAGCAGCAGUGAAUGGCUCGUUUUCAUUCUCGGUUGCUUCAUUUCUUCACCUUCUUCUGCACCACCUUCGUCAUCUGUCUUUCGUCUUCUAGCAUCGAAUCGGAUUUUUGGAUAACCGAUUCGGAUUCGGAAGGUCUUUUGUUCCACCAAGACUACUCUCCUCCAGCACCUCCUCCACCGCCUCCUCACGCACCGUCAGUGUCUUGUACUGACGAUCUCGGUGGGGUAGGUUCUCUCGAUUCCACGUGUAAGAUUGUGGCCGAUUUGAACCUCACUCGUGAUGUUUACAUAGCGGGAAAGGGUAAUUUUUACAUACUCCCCGGAGUUCGAUUCCAUUGCCCCAUUUUGGGCUGUUCCAUAACCCUAAACAUCAGCGGGAACUUUUCCUUAGGCGAAAAUUCAACUAUAGUUGCUGGUACUUUCGAGCUCGCGGCUUAUAACGCUAGUUUUUUCAAUGGCUCGGCCGUGAACACUACGGGAUGGGCAGGGGACCCGCCGCCGCAGACGAGUGGGACACCUCAGGGUGUAGAGGGAGCGGGCGGAGGUCAUGGGGGCCGAGGUGCGAGUUGUUUAGUGGAGGAAGGGAAGCUGCCGGAGGAUGUAUGGGGUGGAGAUGCUUAUUCGUGGUCAUCAUUGCAGAACCCUUCGAGUUAUGGUAGUAAGGGAGGGUCGACGAGUAAGGAAGUGGAUUACGGAGGAGGAGGUGGUGGCCGGGUAAGAAUGGAUAUUAAAGAGUUUCUGGAUGUGAAUGGGAGCUUGUUGGCUGAGGGGGGUGAUGGAGGGAGUAAAGGAGGUGGUGGUUCAGGUGGUUCCGUCUAUAUCAAAGCUCAUAAAAUGACUGGAGGUGGCAGGAUAAGUGCUAGCGGAGGUAAUGGUUUUGCUGGUGGAGGUGGUGGAAGAGUUGCGGUUGAUGUUUUCAGCAGGCAUGAUGAACCAACAAUAUAUGUGCAUGGAGGAAUUAGCCGUGGCUGCUCUAAGAAUGCUGGUGCUGCUGGAACCCUUUAUGAUGCUGUGCCUCGAAGUCUUAAUGUUAACAAUUAUAAUUUGUCAACAGAUACAGAAACGCUUCUUCUAGAGUUUCCUUAUCAGCCACUUUGGACUAAUGUCUAUAUUCGAAAUUGUGCCAGGGCCAGUGUUCCAUUGCUUUGGAGUCGUGUUCAGGUGCAAGGACAGAUAAGUCUUCUAUGUGGGGGGGUUCUGAGCUUUGGGCUAGCACAUUAUGCAACUUCAGAGUUUGAACUAUUGGCAGAAGAACUGUUAAUGAGUGAUUCUAUAAUCAAGGUCUAUGGGGCUUUACGCAUGACUGUGAAAAUAUUCUUGAUGUGGAAUUCGAAAAUGCUAAUAGAUGGUGGUGAAGAUUCAACUGUUGCAACUUCAUGGCUCGAGGCUAGUAAUUUAGUCGUUCUCAAGGAAUCAUCAGUUAUACAAUCAAAUGCAAACCUGGGAGUACAUGGACAAGGUUUAUUGAAUUUAUCUGGAUCAGGAGAUAAAAUUCAGGCACAACGUUUGGUCCUAUCACUAUUUUACAGUAUUCACGUUGGACCUGGAUCUGUUUUACGUGGUCCCCUAGAGGAUGCAUCAUCUUAUGCUAUUACACCAAAGCUUUAUUGUGAGCUCCAAGAUUGCCCCAUUGAACUACUUCAUCCACCUGAAGAUUGCAAUGUGAAUUCAUCUCUGUCUUUUACUCUCCAGAUAUGCCGAGUUGAGGACAUCACUGUCGAAGGUCUUAUUAAGGGGUCUGUUGUUCAUUUCCAUCGGGCUAGAACGAUAUCUGUGCAGUCUUCUGGAAUAAUUAGUGCUUCUGGGAUGGGAUGCAUAGGUGGUGUUGGCAAAGGGAACUUUUUAGACAAUGGUAUUGGCAGUGGUGGUGGCCAUGGUGGUAAAGGAGGCCUUGGAUGUUAUAAUAGUAGUUGUGUUGGGGGUGGUAAUUCAUAUGGAAAUUCCAAGUUGCCCUGUGAACUUGGUAGUGGAAGUGGAAAUGAGAGCUCAGCUGAUUCAAUUGCAGGCGGUGGUAUUAUAGUGAUGGGUUCUGUGGAGCAUCCAUUAUCAAGUUUGUCUGUUGAGGGUUCUGUGAGGGCUGAUGGAGAAGGUUUUGCAGAAACUGUCUGGCAAUAUGAGAAUUUUCUUUCCAAUGUUUCAAGCAUAGCUCCGGGGGGUGGCUCUGGUGGUACUGUGCUUCUGUUUCUACAUACGAUGACUCUUGGUGAAUCUGCCAUUCUUUCAAGUGUAGGAGGAUAUGGUAGUCCCAAAGGGGGUGGUGGUGGAGGAGGUGGAAGGAUUCAUUUUCAUUGGUCAAACAUUCCCACUGGAGAUGUGUACCAGCCUAUUGCUAGAGUGAAGGGAAGCAUCUAUGCUAGGGGAGGAUUAGGUAGAGAUGAGAGUGGUUCUGGAGAAAAUGGAACAGUGACUGGUAAAGCUUGUCCAAAAGGGCUGUAUGGGACAUUUUGUGUGGAAUGUCCUGUUGGUACUUACAAGAAUGUUAGUGGAUCUGAUAGUUCCCUCUGUCAACCUUGCCCUGCUUGGGAGCUUCCCCAUCGUGCCAUUUAUAUUGCUGUUCGAGGUGGUAUUGCUGAAACCCCUUGUCCUUACAAAUGCAUCUCAGACAGAUAUCACAUGCCAAACUGUUACACAGCACUUGAAGAGUUAAUAUACACAUUUGGGGGACCAUGGUUAUUUUGUCUUCUUCUUGUGGGUCUUCUCAUCCUCUUAGCACUAGUGCUAAGCGUUGCACGAAUGAAAUUUGUUGGAGUUGAUGAAUUACCAGGCCCAGCUCCCACUCAGCAUGGCUCUCAAAUAGAUCAUUCUUUUCCAUUUCUGGAGUCAUUAAAUGAGGUAUUGGAAACGAACAGAGUUGAGGAAUCACAGAGUCAUGUGCACAGAAUGUAUUUUAUGGGUCCUAAUACUUUCAGUGAACCUUGGCAUCUGCCCCACACGCCUCCAGAAGAAAUAAAAGAGAUUGUAUAUGAGGGUGCAUACAACAUGUUUGUGGAUGAGAUUAAUGCAAUAGCUGCUUACCAGUGGUGGGAAGGUGCAAUUUACACAAUUCUUUCUAUUCUUGCAUAUCCCCUUGCUUGGUCAUGGCAGCAAUGGCGGCGAAGAAUGAGAUUGCAACGGUUACGUGAGUUCGUGCGAUCGGAGUAUGACCAUGCUUGCUUACGUUCUUGCCGUUCACGGGCUCUCUAUGAGGGGCUUAAGGUAUCUGCAACUUCUGAUUUAAUGCUUGCUUAUAUGGACUUCUUCCUUGGUGGAGAUGAAAAGAGAACAGACCUUCCUCCUCGCCUCCCACAAAGGUUUCCUAUGGUUAUAAUUUUUGGAGGUGACGGAAGUUAUAUGGCACCAUUUUCCCUUCAAAAUGAUAACAUUCUUACCAGUCUUAUGAGUCAGUUAGUGCCCCCCACUACUUGGUAUCGACUGGUGGCUGGUUUGAAUGCACAAUUACGCUUGGUUCGUCGUGGACAGCUGAGAGUAACAUUUCGACCUGUCCUGCGAUGGCUUGAAACCCAUGCUAAUCCUGCUUUGAGAAUCUAUGGCGUAUUCAUUGGUCUUGCCUGGUUUCAGGCUGCACCUAACGGUUAUCACCAGUAUGGACUUUUGGUGUCUUCUGUUGAAGAGGAAAGCGAACCUGUAUCCUCGGGAAAUACCGAUGGAGGAGUCCAAACUGCACUACUUUCAAGCGUGAGGACCACAUACAUGCAAAAUCAAUCUGGUCACCUAGGAGAAGAUGUGCUUUUAACCGAAGGUCACGAAAGCAGUGAUGGUUUUGCUAGGCGGAGGAGGAGUUAUGGAAGUCUUAUAGAUACUAACAACUUACAAAUGCUUGAAGAGAAGAGAGAUAUGUUUUAUCUUCUCUCUUUCAUAGUCCACAAUACUAAACCCGUUGGUCACCAGGAUCUUGUUGGCUUGGUCAUAUCAAUGCUACUUUUAGGAGAUUUUAGCUUAGUGUUACUCACGUUCCUUCUGUUGUAUUCAAUAUCAUUGUUGGAUGUCUUUCUGGUGUUAUUUAUUUUACCUCUUGGCGUUCUUCUUCCUUUUCCUGCUGGCAUAAAUGCUUUAUUCAGUCAUGGACCAAGGCGUUCUGCAGGUCUCGCACGUUUCUAUGCUUUGUGGAACAUAACAUCCUUGGUUAAUGUCGGUGUUGCAUUUCUUUGUGGGUAUAUUCACUAUAAGAGUCAGUCAUCAUCUAGUAAACAGAUCCCCAACCUUCAACCAUGGAAUAUUAACAUGGAUGAAAGUGAAUGGUGGAUUUUUCCUGCUGGACUGGUUUUGUGUAAGCUUUUCCAAUCACAACUCAUAAACUGGCAUGUUGCGAAUCUAGAGAUUCAAGACCGUUCAUUGUAUAGUAAUGAUUUUGACCUAUUUUGGCAGUCAUGAGACACACCCUGUCUAAAAAGAGAUACAGACUUACACGUUAACGAGGGUUAUUUUGUUUAGUUCUUUUUGCUGUCCUAUUUUUGUAUGUAGUUUGAGAGUAACAAGUAGAAAUAGAAAACAGAGAAAAAAAAAGUUGAAAAGAAAAUUAUUAGAGUGAGAAGGGUCAGCAUUCAUUCAUGUAAGUUUGUCAAGUUUUAUUGUUUUUUGGAGUUGCAAUGCAAAUAACAAAUUGGGAUAUUGCUAAUAUGUUUUAAAGAGAAUUCAUUUGUAUAUGUAAUUUGGUUCUAAGUUAAUUGUAGGGAUUGAACUUUUCUUUGCUC